This is a messenger RNA of Bolinopsis microptera, 2533 nucleotides long. RefSeq names its product zinc finger CCCH domain-containing protein 6-like. Gene Ontology annotation, molecular function: RNA binding; metal ion binding. NCBI's taxonomy places the organism in Eukaryota, Metazoa, Ctenophora, Tentaculata, Lobata, Bolinopsidae. The transcript has 7 exons. Gene Ontology annotation, cellular component: nucleus. The coding region runs from base 16 to 1851 and encodes 611 amino acids. Gene Ontology annotation, biological process: negative regulation of DNA-templated transcription. The record is from RefSeq and is a predicted model, not a curated record.
CGUGGCUGGGCGGCUAUGGCGUGUCUCGGAGACGCUGGAUUCUUUUUCAUUUUGUCUCAUUUCACAACGCUUGCUGGUUACAUAGGUCCCAUGGAUACUUCACGUGAACCAGAUGAAAAGUCGGAAGGUGAAUUGUCGGAAGGCGAGUUACCAUCCGACGAGGGCGAAGUCUCGGAUGAAGGCGAGCUCCCCGACAGUGAGCCGGAGGAGGAACCUCCAGCUAAAUUGCCUGAACCCGAGAAAUCGCCUGAGUCAGCCGAUAAGUUUGAUCGCUACAAAAUUUGGCAAGAAGCGAUGGUGAAUAAUAUGCGCUCUGCAAUAACCAAAGUCGGUGACGUAGGCGAGAGUUCAAGCGCAUCGAGUGGCAGCGAUGAGGAAAAUUCUGCUUUCAUGAUGAACGACAGUGAGAUUCCGCCAAAUUUGAGGGCCUCUUACGAUGACAAGGACCAGAAUUUGUUGGGGGCACUGGGGGUUGAUACCCAGGAGGAUGCUGAAGAGGGCCAAGGGGUGAAGAGAAAAAAGAAGAAGAAGAAGAAGCAGAGCACACCUAGUGAGUGGUGGGAGCGACACAAGGAGAUCUACGAAAAAAUGAAGGAGCGGAGGCAGGAGAUGGACGCCUUCCGAGCUAAAACUUAUUGUCGGUUCUUUCAGAAGGGAUUCUGCAAGGAGGGUGACGAGUGUCCUUUCCGUCAUGAAAUACAGAAGAGACUUGACGUGUGUAAAUACUUCAUGAAGAAUCUGCCGUGUCACAAAGGGGAUCACUGUCCUUACAUGCACAAUGAAUAUCCCUGCAAAUAUUUCCACCUAAGAGGCUUCUGUUACAACGAUAAGGAAUGUAGGUUCAGUCACGAGGCCCUCACUGAUGAUACCAGACAGAUCAUUGAAUUUUUGAAGAAUGACAGAUACGAUCGAGGACCCCGGUUUAAGAGGUUCAGAUCCAGAAGCAGGAGUAGGAGUAGGAGCAGGUCCAGGUCUCCUAUAGACAAAGGGGAGAAACCUCUCUUCACUGACCCUGACGCUCCCGCCAACAAGAAGGUACUUCUACCCACACCAGAGGAACAAAAAGAGCACAAAGAAGAUCACAGAGAACGGGAGCAGGACCGCAAACAUCACCACCGACACUCUGAAGACAGAUACAACUCCCCCCGGGACAGUUACCGGGGCAACCGCGGCAGAUUCUUCAGAGGGGGCAGCCGGGGAAGUCCUCGAGGUUUCAGAGGCGGUUACAAUAACAGAGGAGGAUUCAGGAGGGGAGGGUAUACCGACAAGUAUAACAGAGGAUCUAACAAUUUUAACAAUUUCAAUAAUGGACCGAACUUCAACCAAGGACCAAUGAAUCAGGGACCGCCGGGACAGAUGGGUCAGACUCCAAUGAGUCAGGGACCGAUCAAUCCGCCACCCAACCCGAUGAUGGUAGAUCAGUUCAACCCGACCAGUUUUAACGCAGCCCCCGAAAGUUUCGCCCCGCCCACCUCCAUGAACCCAGCGUCUGCUUUUAACGGUGCAUUUCCACCACCGAUCCCAGUAACCCAGCCAGCUGCCAACAUGGCGAGCAGUGCCGCCCCACUGCUACCAGCAGCUCCCUUCCAGCAGUCUGACUAUGUCCCUCUAGUGAACCAGUACCAGCGUCCUCCUCCACCACCUCCUCCACCCCAACAACCCAAUGCUCCUCUAACUGCAACUAUUGAUUUCGGGGGCAACAAGUCCGCGGAACCACAGCCUGAAGCAGUGGUGUGCGCAGCGCGAGAUCCUCGUUUGAAACAACCCUCUGAGAAAGAGAAGUCUAGCAGUGAACCCACAUUAGCUGACAUGUUCAAAAGUCUGGAUCCAACCGCUAGCCCGUUCGGAUAAACAAAAGUUCAGUACCGAGAGUGGAUUGUUAUUGUAAACUUAUAGCGUUUGUUGAUCAGAAGGAAUGAUGGUCAGUCAGAGAAGAAUGAUAUUAAAGAACCUGCUUUGUUAGCUGCUGCCCUCCAAAUGAACAUAUUGCUAUCUUUUAUAUGUGUAUCCCAUUUUUACGGUGUACUAUGUAAAACUCGUACCCAAAUUAAAGCACAGUAACCUCUAGCACGGACUCCUGCUGUUUCGUGUGAACUCAUUUUUUGUGGGAGAAUAUGAGAAUUUUUUGGGAAAUUUGUGUGGCAAGAUACAUGUUAAACAUUUUUAUUUUGUUUUUACAUGAGCUUUUUUAAAGAUGUUUCGUAGAUUUAUAGUUUUGUUCAUACAAAUAACUGUGAACUGUGCAGCUUUUUUGUUAAUAUUUCCGGUAUUAUGGAGAUUCUCAAACAUAAUCACAAUGAAAACGAUUCGAGGACUAAUGUUUCAGUUAGACUUGCUUUGCAUGAACUUUGGAAGAUUAUUCAGUUGUGAUAUCCUGUUAAAAAUCUUUUUAAACACUCCAAGUCAAAUAAUGACUACAAUAUUAAGAACUCUAUUUUCUAUCAUAAAGCAAGAAUAAAAGUGCUUGAGUAUUUGAACCGUAUGAAACGGAAGUGGUAAAAUGGUUAAUUGCUACUUUUAUCUUUUUACUUAA